AUGUCUCGAUGUCAACUCAGUCUCCCCAUUCUAGAGGAAGUCCGCAUCCUCGUCGACGAAAUGCACCAGAUACGAGCCUAUGUGGAAACAACAAGUACGCGCAUUCAAUAUCUCGAAGAAUUUCUCGAGCCAUGUGCGUCAGAUCAAAUAUCAAGUAUCAAACGAGGAUUGAGAGAUGUACAUCGAGGUCUCGAGCGCUUGAGUAAGAGUUUCCGGUCACGAGGCGUGGAUGAGAUCACGAAAGAGGUAUGGCAGAGCUACAGAAGAUUGAGAGCCAUGGAAGAGAAAGUCAGACAGGAUCGGAAGAGAUUGACAAUCCAUGAGAUGGAUGAAUAUAGCGAUGGGGCCAUAAGCGAAGGGAAAUCCAUCGAAGUGAUUGAUAGUACCCAGUCGCCGCUCGGUCUGGUCGGGCCUCUCUAUUGGAACAACGACGAGGUCAACGAGAAGUUUGAGUUCAUCGACCAAUUAUCAUCACAGCAGUACAGGCCAAUCGAGAGCGACGCACCAAGUUGUAUAGUAGCCAAGGCAUUACCAGUGAUUCGAGGGCAGGGGCCUGUCUUGUUGGAACAUUAUACACCUCGUAGACGACAACAUGAACGUGGAACCAACGAGCAUGACGAGGACAGUCUGAGCGGGAGAGGUAUAAAAGGUCAAGACGAUGAAAGCAUGGGAGAGCCCAUCCCUAUCACCAAGGCGAGCCCGCCUGCAGUUCAACCGCCAGAUACAGCAUCAGAAGGACUUGUAGAUGGCCCGGUCAAUGUGACUGUGGUUGAAUUGAAGAAAGGGGAAAAGCUCAUUGCAGAAGAGUGUGGAUCGUCCAUGGUGAUGCCUUCGAAAGCAGCGAAGAUAACCAAUGGAGUGUUCAUUCCAAACGGCGCGGGGCGUUCGGCCGACACAAUGAUCAGUGUUGAUGUUAUGAUUGAGGACCGCCAGCCUGAAAUACCGUCGAAAAGUUCGAGAGAGGUCCGCUAUAGCAUUAUCGAGGAAGAGGGUAUGGAGGGCGUCGAGCUCUUCGACCCGCAUCAUAGGCGGCAGGGAAGCGCAAGCGGACAGGAAGUCACGUCCAUGAUCAUGACCGGAAGGAAAGACAAAAAUCUAUUCCUACCGAAUCUGCUAUACAUCAAAAUACACGAAGUCCGUGUUUUGAAAAAGUGGCUGGCCAACCAGAAGUAUCUGCACAAGGCGGCAAACAUAACGCGCAUGGAGAAAAUGUUACAUCUCCUGACACUCCUGCAGAUGGGCUGCCGCUUCGAGUCUGUCGCAGUGUUCUUCUCGCGCACACCCAAGGAGGUCCAAGAAUCCUGUUUAGAGGUCUUUGAAGGCCUACUCGAGAUGCACAGCGAGACGAUGCUUCCAGGGCCGGACUGUGCUCGUCGCUUCGCAUACGAGCACUGCUGGAAUAUCACCAAGAAGUACGAAUACUAUGGGGGGAAAGAAUACUUUACAUGGAGCUACAUCGAGGUACUCAACGUGUUAGUAACGCUCAAUAUCUUCAUCGGCCGAUAUCGACAGUAUGGAGAAUUGAGGCUAAUAGGGAGCAUACUGCCCUGGGGUGAUUGGGUGCGACUAACUGGGGAGUGA
Aaosphaeria arxii CBS 175.79 is the source of this 1581-nucleotide messenger RNA. RefSeq lists its product as uncharacterized. NCBI's taxonomy places the organism in Eukaryota, Fungi, Ascomycota, Dothideomycetes, Pleosporales. The transcript has a single exon. Bases 1 to 1581 code for a protein of 526 amino acids. The record is from RefSeq and is a predicted model, not a curated record.